CUGGGAUUAUGCCUACAUUCAGAAAAUAUGACAAUUAGCAUAUGUAGGUAGAGAUGGGUGGAAUGGGCACUGAACAAUUUAUUCCUGAAUCUACCACUAGGAGAGUGUGAGCUGGUUCAGCUGGUCAACGCUGGAGUCCGAGCCGGAACUGCGAGCCUAGGUGGAGCAACCGCAACUUGAGUUGGUGGAGGGGGAGGAAUGGAGAACAGUGCCGGAGGAGGUGGAAGUGAUCAUUCUAUAGGCCCUGAGUAUGGCAGCCCACCGGUUCACCCUGACUCUGGCAAUAGUCUGACCAGCAGGGUAAAUGCGGUAGAGAGCCAGGCAGAUGUCCUCGACCAGACGACUUGCAUUGGGCCAGUGAGCUGUCCAACUGCCUUCGCCAAGGUAGCAUCUGUGAAGUGAGAAAGCAAUAUUUAUCUGAUUAUUUGAAGAAUAUGGGACCAACAACUGAAUAACAUUUACAAUUUACUUUCAGUCAUUUAGCAGACGCUUUAAUUCAAAGCGACUUACAUCUGAGAACUAAAUCAAACAAGAACACAAGAAGUGCUCAAAAUACAAAGUUUAAACAUUGCUCUGAGGAGUAUAAACCAGACAAGGAUUCUGCAUUCCGGAUGAUGAUGGGAAGAUCAUGUUGUGUUAUUCACAAAUAAUGUUGUGAGUAACACUAAUGUUGUGAGAUACAACUAAUAGUUUAUAUAGUUAAUCAACUAAUAAUAUAGUUCUCUCCAAGAAAUGGCCAGCUCCUAUUAAAUUUUUUUUCUUGACUUUAUUUUUAUCCAAGUAACUAAGUGUAAAGAAAAGACAUAAUCUGCAAGAAAACCAUUCCAUGAAAUACUGUCUUGAAACAUACCAAUGCUCCAAGGAAACCUUGUGACGUGAAGGGCUCCCUAACGCAGAGGUAGUGUAUGGACCGCCACAUCCAGGCCUCUGUGUGUGCCUCGCAGAGUUUCUUGUAGUACGCUCACACACCUGGAUGAUUACCCGCCGGUUGCAGGCAAGCCUACAGAGAGGAGCGCAUCAUGUGUUUCUGAAGAGCCACACACAGACACAUCGAGGGGGUGCGUGACUGUUCAGACAGCUACUUACUUGUAGGUGAGGAUUGGGCGCGAUGCCCCUCUCCCAGCUGACACACGACAGCACUCCAGGUACUCGGUGGACAUCAAGUACCAGCCGUCGAUGUCCAGGAGCCUCCGGAUUGUCCUGUAGAGCUCACACUUUGUGAAGGUCCUAUUACAGCAUGUCAGCCGGAUGGUGUCCAGAGCAACAGCCGACACAUGAAGAGUUGUCUGUAUGUCUUUAAAUGUCAAGUUGGCAUAUUUGCCCAAGCCAAUAAGCAGCUUGUCCUCCUGUGCCGGUGUUCCAGCAUGCUCUUGAACCUUCUGCUCUUGGAUGACUGCCACAAUCUUUGUUGCUCAUUACUGCAGAAGUUGAGGUGUCACUGCGCUCCCGCUCUUGCAUAUGAGAGAGUUCCUGCAGUGUCUCUGCCCUGUACCUGUGAAAUCCGACAAGGGCUUGGCACUCGACUCUGGAAUCCACAAAUGCCCUCCUGAACCUGACUUCCUCCUUAACGGGAGAAUAGGCAAUUUUGUAGCGGCCAAGGCGUCCUUGUGGACCAUCAGUGGAGAUGUCGAGUUGCUGCGCUCAGGCUCCUGCUGAUGGCUAGCCCCCAGCCCCACAACCCAGUCCACAUCAUUUUCGAGAAGCCUCUUAAAGAUCAGAUCCCGGUACAUGCCGAACUGAACCACAUAUCGGCUCAGAACCAGCAUCGCGGAGUCAGUAUCACCACUCUCUGUGACGACACGGGCCCGGGCUUCUGCCUAACGUUUUUCCAGCUUCUUGCAAACCACAGCCCCCUCAGGCUUGGCCCUGAUGGACUGAGCCUCAAACGUGGCGUGCAUGGUCAGCUCCUUUUCCCUCCAUCUAAACCUUGGGUUUUCCAUCUAGGAUUCAGAAUGGAAAACACACCCAACCUGCGUGUGGAGGCUGGAGAGCUGGUGCUGAUGCCUUCCAAGCAGGCAGCCACUGUGGAGAAAGUUCAUCUUUCUCAAGUGGCUAAAGGGGUGCCCUUUGUCCCGAAGUACCCUGAGGCUGUGCUGGGGGAGGCCAAGGUCAGGGUCAUCCAAGGUGGAGGUCAUCCAAAGUGGAAGGGUGACCUGCUGGUGGCUAGUCAAAGUGCCAUCCAGUUUGGUCAAUAUAGAGAGAAUCCCUUCAAAUGGAUGCUAGAGAAUGACCUUGGCUACUCCCUCAUGGUCCUGUCUGGGCAUCAGCGGGAGCGUGAGGCUGGCAGAUUGGACAGAGGUGCCCUCAUGGCUAAAAAGGAUGCCUUUCUCCAAUAUGCCUGCACAUUUGAGAUGGUUGCAGAAGCCAUCAAAGUGCGCAGGCAGAUAAAGGGGACGUUACCUGGCUGUGAGGGUGACUGUCCGGAGGGCUUUGGGGUCCACAAGAAGAGCACCUACAAGGAGCUCUAUGAGGCCAAGGACAGGGAGAGGAAAAGCCUGCCGUCCCUCAUCCUUCGUGUGCAGCUUUUUCUCUUCCCACCCAAAGCUCCCAUUCCCAGCCAGCCACAGCACACGGUGAGUUUUUAG
Pimephales promelas (fathead minnow) is the source of this 2585-nucleotide messenger RNA. NCBI's taxonomy places the organism in Eukaryota, Metazoa, Chordata, Actinopteri, Cypriniformes, Leuciscidae. The record is from RefSeq and is a predicted model, not a curated record.